Drosophila gunungcola (fruit fly) is the source of this 13459-nucleotide messenger RNA. Its product is annotated as cyclic nucleotide-gated cation channel beta-3. Gene Ontology annotation, cellular component: intracellular cyclic nucleotide activated cation channel complex; plasma membrane. NCBI's taxonomy places the organism in Eukaryota, Metazoa, Arthropoda, Insecta, Diptera, Drosophilidae. Gene Ontology annotation, molecular function: protein-containing complex binding; intracellularly cAMP-activated cation channel activity; intracellularly cGMP-activated cation channel activity. Gene Ontology annotation, biological process: monoatomic cation transmembrane transport. The transcript is spliced from 15 exons. The record is from RefSeq and is a predicted model, not a curated record. Bases 7130 to 10915 code for a protein of 1261 amino acids.
GAUCAAAUUUUUAUAUUCCCAAAAAAGGUCAAAGCAAAGAGAAAAUAAAUUUAUAGAUAAAAAUACAAAGAUUAAACCCAAAAAUGCCAAUUCAACAUUCUCCAGAUAGAAGCUUAGCGCCAGCUACUAAUCAAAAUGUGUGCUUAAUUUGCGAAAAGGCAAUGACUGAUACGCAGCCAUGCGUGAUGACUAUUUGCAAGCAUGUGUUUCAUAAAACUUGUAUUGACAACAGGUUUCAUCCGGAUAGGGAGAAUGUAUGCCCCUCCUGUCUGGAAAAGGUGGUGGUAAAAGAUUUGAAAGUGGUGGUAGGAAAUUUUUCCCCGGAGAAGAACGAAGACCCAAGUCAAGGACAGAAUCGACGUCCAAUUACUAGAUCAGUGAAUCGGUUACUUGAAUUAGGAACAUCACCACGAGAGACCGAAUUGGAACAACAGGAACGGCAACAGAACGUUGGUCAAGGAAUUAUUCCUGGCACAAGUAAUAGAGGUACUCGGGGUAACACUAAUAAUUUGGAUAGAGGUUCUUAUGUGCGAAGAGGUGGAAGACGAGGAAGACACCCACGUCAAUACCAUCGGAGCGAAGACAAUUUAAAUGACGAUAAUUGGUCACAGCCAGAUAUUGAGUUGAUAGUUAGGGAAACGGUGAUGAGAAUGAUGAAUUCGGUAUCCAUUAGAAACGUGUUGAGUGGACAGGAAAGUCAACAGCAGGGAAGAGCGGCUUCUGAUGACCAAAGUCCGAGGUCCCAACAGAUAUCAUCCCACCUCGCUACCAAUAAAGUAGCCGAUAUCAUUCAGAAAUGGGGUGUGCGUUUUGAAGGUACUUCUGAGGGGUUGUCGGUAGAAGAAUUUUUAUACCGAAUGCAAGUUUUGACUCGAGAACAUCUCAAUGGUGAUUUUGUAGCACUCAGCAGAAACAUUCAUCAGUUGUUGGUGGGAAAAGCCAGUUCUUGGUUUUGGCGAUUCCAUAAGCGAGUAGACAACUUUGACUGGGAACAGUUUUGCUUCGCCCUACGUGCUCAAUAUAAAGAAAGUCGAUCGAUCACGGAGCUGCGCGAACAAAUUCGUGCACGUAAACAGAAACCUGGCGAGUCCUUUGACUCAUUUUACGAAUCCAUUUGUAAGCUAAUGGACAAACUGUCUGUUCAUUUCGAGGAAAGGGAAUUAAUUGAACUAGUGCAAGGAAAUUUGCUUACUGAUAUGAAAGAUAGAUUACUCUUUGAGGAAAUACAUUCCAUCGGACAGUUGCGUCGAUUAGUACAAAAGAGAGAACAUUUUUUGCAAGAUGCGGGAAAAUCAUUUCGUUUUUCGGGAAAGCCCAAGGAGUCCGCAUUGCGUGUGUAUGAGGUAGACGAGAAUCCACUGACAGAAACCGAAAGCGAAGAGCAGGAAAAGGACAUCUCAGCGUUGCAACGAUUACCCUUAAAGAUCAUUUGUUGGAAUUGCGAUACAGCCGGCCAUGUAUGGGAAGACUGUUUAGCAGAACGUCGCGUGUUUUGCUACGGAUGCGGAAAACCGCAAGUAUACAAGCCAAAUUGCCUAAACUGUAAGAAUCGUUCGGAAAACCGCAAGGCGGGGGCAUCCACCAACCAGAGGGUGUCCCAAGUGUAGACAAUAAGCAGAUUGAUUAUUCAGAUAAUAUUAAGGAAUUAGAAAAUUUAAACGCUGAAUUAAAAGAUCUUCAGCCCGAGAUUUUAUUGAGUUUAGAAAAAAAGGAAGAAUCCAGUGAAGUUCAAAAUGCGUUUCGUCCAUAUGAAGAACGGCUUAGAAAUUAUUAUUUAGUAAGAAAUCGUAUUUUUUAUGAAAAGGAAAAACACAAAAAGAGGAAUACAGUGCGCUUAAAAAAUUAUUAUGUUAAUUUAAGGAAUAAGCAAAAGAAGGUAGUAGCUACCAUUUUUCAGAAUAGGUCGGAUAGAAGAAGUUAUGCAAGUGUUUCCUUUCUGAAUUUUACAGAAUGGGGAUUGCUGGACACCGGAGCAAAUAUAAGCUGUAUAGGAUCAGACUUAGCUUUGCAGGAUUUUAGUAGUUUUUCAGGAUUUAAAACCAUAGUAUCAAAAGUUAAAACAGCCGAUGCUAAGCCGCAUCAGGUCUCCGGAAUUUUAAAAGUCACCAUGACGUAUAAGGAGAAAUCACAAGAUAUUGAACUAUAUGUGAUUCCGACCAUUGCGCAGAGACUUAUCUUAGGAAUCGAUUUUUGGAGAAUUUUCGAAUUGGCACCCAAAAUAAUAGGAUGCAUAGAAAAUUCGCAAGUAGAGAGUUCGCAGGUCGAAGAUUCCUACCCACUAAAUGAGACCCAGCGGCAACAAUUAGAAGCGGUAAUGGAAUUGUUUCCUAAUUUUGCGAAACAGGGCCUAGGUCGCACAUCCCUAAUAAGGCAUCACAUAGAUGUCGGGAAAGCCACUCCAGUUAAGCAGAGACACUAUCCCGUUAGUCCAGCUGUCGAAAAGGUCCUGUACGCUGAAAUAGAUCGUAUGUUAGAGCUUGGGGUAAUAGAGCCAUCAACAAGUCCUUGGAGUUCACCAAUUCGUAUGGUAAUUAAGCCGAAUAAAGUCCGCCUUUGUUUGGAUGCUAGAAAAUUAAAUGAAGCAACUAAAAAAGACGCAUAUCCAUUGCAGAGCAUAGAAGGUAUUUUCUCCAGGUUGCCUAAAGCCAAUAUUAUUAGUAAAUUGGAUCUAAAGGAUGCCUAUUGGCAGAUUCAGUUAACUGAAGAAGCAAAGCCACUUACGGCUUUCACCGUGCCUGGACGCGCAUUAUAUCAGUUUGUUGUAAUGCCUUUCGGCUUAUGUAAUGCACCAUCCACAAUGUGCCGUCUCAUGGACGAUUUGAUUCCUCCAGAUCUACGGCAUUGUGUGUUUGGAUACUUAGACGAUCUAUGCGUGGUCACGGAGGAUUUCCAAACCCAUUUGUCUGUACUCAUACGAAUCGCAGAUCAGUUUCGAAAGGCCAAUCUAACGUUAAACAUAAGCAAAAGCCAUUUCUGUGUUACUAAAGUCAAUUAUCUGGGUUAUAUAAUUGGAGAAGGAGGUAUUACCACGGAUCCGGCCAAGAUAUCAUGUAUUUUAAACUGGCCAUCCCCUCGAAAUAUAAAACAAGUUAGAGGAUUUUUAGGAGUUUGUGGCUGGUACCGCCGUUUUAUUUCGAAUUUUGCUGAGUUGACGUUUCCCAUAACUGAACUUUUAACAAAAAGCAAGCCCUUUAAGUGGUCACCGGAAGCGCAGAAAGCCAUGGAUGCACUAAAAGCCAAACUUACCUCUGCCCCGGUAUUACAUAAUCCUGACUUCACGAAGAAAUUCUUUCUCCAUUGCGAUGCAAGUGAUUUUGGUAUUGGUUCAGUUUUAGUACAAUUAUCAGAAUCGGGAGAUGAGAGACCAAUUGCCUUUAUGUCCAAGAAGCUUUCUAAAGCACAGAGAAAUUAUAGUGUCACGGAACGUGAAUUGUUGUCCGUAAUACUGUCCAUUGAAAAAUUUCGUUGCUAUCUUGAGUUACAAGAAUUCGAGGUAAUCACUGAUCAUUCAAGCUUGAUUUGGCUCAUGAGACAGCAAAAUGUUACAGGUCGACUAUCACGAUGGAUAUUUAGGUUACAGGGAUUUAAAUUCUCCACAACUCAUCGUAAAGGAAAGGAUAAUAUCGUUCCGGAUGCAUUGUCUCGGAUGUGCGAUAAUCAAAUCGAGAGCAUAGAAAUCGUUGGUCCACAGAUCGAUCUCGAAUCGCCUUCUUUUAAUGAUGCUGAAUAUGUAGAGCUUAGAAUGAGGGUGGAAGCAAAUGUUGAUAAAUUUCCAGACUUACGAGUGCAUGGAAAAUUUGUUUACAUUAGGACAGAGCAUCCCUCAGGAAAUACCGAGCAGGAAGCCAAUAGCUGGAAACUCUGGGUUCCCGAAAAACUUCGAGCAGUUGCAAUUUGGCAGGCACAUGAUAGUGUUGUUUCUGCGCAUGGAGGUAUUCAAAAAACGAUCGAGCGGCUACGACGAAAUCUUUUCUGGCCAGGGUUGUCCAAAGAAGUUCGAAACUAUAUCAAUGCGUGUGAAAUGUGUAAGCAAACCAAAGCUCCCAACCAAAUUUUGAGACCGCCUAUGGGUGAGCAAAGUGUUUCUCUAAGACCAUUCCAACGUCUGUACAUUGACCUUCUUGGCCCGUAUCCACGCAGUAAGAGAGGAUAUACCGGAUUAUUGAUUGUUUUGGACCAUUUUAGCCGAUAUCACUGGCUCUGCCCAUUGAAGAAGGGUACGACCGCAGUAAUUAACAAGUUUCUAUGUGAGCGAAUUUUUUGUGAAUUUGGAGUUCCGGAAACUAUAAUCAGUGACAACGGGUCACAAUUUAAAGCUAAGGAAUUUGAAGCAAUGCUGACAAAAUGGGGUAUUCGGCAUAUUUACACAGCACUUUAUUCUCCACAGAGUAAUGCGGCAGAACGAGUUAAUCGCUCCCUAAUAGCAGCAAUACGUUCAUACCUCCGUCAAGAUCAGACCGACUGGGAUCUACAUUUAACAAGCAUUUCUUCAGCGCUUCGCUCAGCAUUACAUCAGUCCAUAGGUUGCUCUCCGUAUAAAGCACUAUUCGGAUUUAACAUGGUUAAUCAUGGAUCGGAUUAUAGCUUGUUAAAGAAAUUAUCACUACUAGAAGAAUCCACUCGGCUAGAAAGAGUCGACCAAUUAGCUUUAUUACGCGAGGAAACUAAGAGAAAUAGUCGUAAAGCCUACGAAACCAAUGUUAAGCAAUACAAUCUCCGAUCGAGACCAGUUACAUACCGAGAAGGCCAAGAAGUUUUCAAACGCAACUAUAACCUUAGUAACUUUAGUCAAAAUUAUAACAAAAAGUUAGCUCAUUCAUUUUCUAAGUGCAGAAUAAAGAAAAAAUUGGGUAAUGCAUUUUACUUAUUAGAGACGUUGGCAGGAAAAGAAAUCGGAACUUAUCACGCCAAAGAUAUACGAUCAUAAUUCCAGCUAAUCAUGUCUCCGAUUACUCGACAGAUUAUCUGUGGUUGUAAUGGUUGCCUUGACCAAAUUAAAUGUCUAGCUUAAAAAUAUUUGUUUUGUUUACGCGCCUUACGAUAUUCACAACUACUCUGCAGCCCUGUUCGAUAAUAUCGAGUAUUGUGAGUAUAUCGAGUAUCGAAAAGAAAAAAUGAGAUCAGCUGUUGGUGCAGUAUCGAAUUGCAUCCACGUUUCCCAGAAAAAAACUUCGGCCACAACCUUUUCUUUUCCGUUUGCAACGUGAAGAUAACCAGACGUACCAAUUGGCCAGAUCCUCAAUUAAGCCCACAUGAUUAGUUAAAUCUAUAAAAAUCAAGUGCAUCCUAUACCUCCGCAUUCCAGUUAAUUAAUUAACAUUUGCAAUCAUUUCAAUUGGAAUCGACAUGGUUGCACUGGCUGUCAACUAAUCGUGCCUUCGCAAACGGCCAGGUUACGUUGAAAUACCAAACCAAGUCUUGGGGAACGGGCCCCAAAAAUUGCAUCAGUUCGCCUCAACCUCAAACCGGCAUAAGCGUUCCGCUUCCCAUCAGCCAGAGUGAGACCAUCAAAUCCGGUCCUCUGCCACUUCUGUGCCGAUCAGCCGCGCGCCACAGCAUUUCUAUCACCACACACACAGACUCCUCCGGUGUCUUUCUCUACACUAGGAUCGUGCAAGCAAAGAAACAGAAUCACUAGUAGCUCCGGCAAGGGACGAAACCUUUACGGGCGGAUUUGGAAAACUAGCACCGCCAUGUAGAGACCGACAAGUUAUCAGCCCUAACCCAGCUAAUGCGCUCGGGUUAUAAACUUCACCUUUAGAUACCUAAGCAAUAUGUGCAUAUAAGCCUACGCGAUCGUUUAUGGCCAGACCCGACUGUGCCUUAGUCAGAACGACAACCAAUACAUUCUUCAGCUUUGUGAAUUCACUCGCAGAUUAGUUACGGAAACACACAACACUGUCUGGAAGUGCGCAAGCGAUGCCAUAAAUCUUUCAGUGCAAAUCGAAUCAAAACAAAGGAAAUAAUGCGUACUCAAAUUUCAGGAACUAAUUAUUUGCAUUAAGUUAAAUAAAACUUCCUCCCCAUCCACUAAAGCACGGGACCAAUCAACUCGUCAUCCAUGUAUUCUUGAAGGCCUUCAACGAGGAUUGGACGCGGGUAAGUGUACCCAAAAGAAUGUAUUCUAAAUACGGUGAAUCAAUUUUAGCUUAAUCCAAAUAUUAGUUCUGAACGUGUUAUGCUUAUACACCAUCGAUGAUCCGUUAUCGCGCAGUCAGUUACGUUCAUAACGGUUCUUUCUUUUGUUUUGAUUAUCCAUCCGUAAUUCGGCUAUAACCGUCUGCAUAAAUCUGCAUUGUGUUUGCAUUAUUUUAAAAAGGAAAAUGUUUUGUUGUAAUAAUUAAUCAAAUACCUUUUCUUUUGCAUAUAUAUAUAUAUAUAAUUUCUACGCCUUUUCAGCCAGUGUGUGUGUUUACGUACUGAUCCAACAUUGUGUAUAAAGUUCAUCAACAAAAAAAACAAAAAAAUUGUAUAUAAACCAUUACACCAUCCAGCUGUAAAAUCCGCAUUCAUACUCGCAUCCGCCAUCCACAAUUUUUGACAGCUGUCAGCGCGAAUGUUGGCGUUUGUGCGUGUGUGCUGGCACAGUUAUUUCCACUUGGCGGCAAGGUCAGCGCGACAUGCGAAUUGAAAAGCGCUGCACGGGCAAAUACAAAGGCAUAAGGAUGCCCAGCAACAACAACAAAAAUAUCUACGGUAGCAAAACCAACAACAAGAACCACAUCAACUAACGAAAAUGUUUGAGAAAUAUGUCGCCACAUAUGUGCGCGCGUGUGAGCAAGUGAAAUUAAAAUUCCCGCAUGCCUAAUGAAUUCGCCCGCUCGUUCGCCGUCCCUCUCCCACAACCGUUAUGCGUGUUUGUGCCAGUGUGUGUGCGUGUGUGUCGCUGACUUCGGAAUGACAACAAGAACAACAAGAAUAGCAGCUACAACUAAAACAAUGGCUUGCUAAGCUGUCUGAGUGUGUCAAAAAAAGAAGGAGAGCCAAAGAGAUAGAGAGAGCGAAAGAGAGAGAGAGAGAAGUGGAGAAAGAACGAAAGCAAAAGUGAAACUAGCAACGACGGAGCAAAAGUGGAGAGCACUGGGUGCAGGGAGCAGGGAUCGGCGGCCAAACAACGGCAAUCGGGGGCAUGUCCACAGCCAAAAGGCUGGUGCUCUCGCUACGUGGACGCAAGAAUUCGCAGGGCAACUCGGCGACCUCUUCCACCCGCCUGGUAUCCGCCGGCACCUCGCCCGGCCAUGAGCUGGACGAAAUAGCCGUGGUCUCGGGCACCGGAUCCAGCAGUCACCACUUCUCCUAUGGCGGCUGCAUCGCCACCGGCGAUGCGCCUUUGCCGCACUACUCCACAGCUGCCACGCCUAGUUUGAGGCGGGCGACGGCCAUAGAUGGCGAUACAGAUGGCAAUGACAACGAAAACCAUGUCGAUGGUUAUACCGAUGACGACGAUGAUGAACGAUGGCUGAGGGACACGGCUCCGGCUCAGAAGGCUCAAACUCAGGCUUAUGCCGCUCACAAUGACAGGCCACAGACCAAAACAACAGUCGCAAUACGUCAAAACAACAGCUGCAACAACAGCAGCAGCAACAACAACAGCAGCAGCAACAACAACAGCAAUAAGUGCAACAGCAUCAGCAUCAGCAACAGUAACAGCAACAGCAACUACAGAACAGCAGCAACAUCAAUUUCAAACAUUGGCCAUAGAUUAGCGCCGCGGGCCAGCUUUCCGGAGAUCAUGCAGCCACGCCUCUCGCUCAAUGGGCUGCUUAACCCCUCGCUGAUGCCCUCGCCCCGCCCCCUCUAUCGGGACCACAGCUCGAGGUCAAUCAACCCGCUGACCGCCUACGAGCAGCAGAUGGCCGAGCUGGAUGGCAGCUUCUAUGGGAGCAAUGCCCAAUACUUGGGCGCCGGAAUGGGUGGCAGUGCGGGCGGUGGAACCACCUGCACAAAUCUCACGGUGGGCGGUGGUUCGAGUGGUAUUUCAGCCGGUGGCAAUGCGACAGCUGGUGGUGGUGGUACUGCCUCGCAUGUGGGUGGCAGUGGCAGUGGCUCUGGUGGUGGUGGUGGUGGUGCCGCCAUACACACAACCGAACUCUCGAUCACACCCACAAUGGCCGGCGAUGAGCAGUUCAUCGAUCUGGGGAGCCUGCGUCGCUUCUCGAUCGAUCGCCAGAGCUUUCUCGAUCUAGGACCAAAGUUUGGCAUGACCCAGCCGAAAUUCGGACAGAGUGUCUCGCAACAAGGUUUCUUCACUUCGCACGACAGCCUGGCCACACCAUGCGCCUCCAGGGCCUCCAAUUCGCACAUGGCCACCGUAAGCACUGCCUCAGAAAUGGAUCUUCUGCACAACAAGCAACGCAACAAGUCGCGGGGUCGCCUGAAAGCGGCUGCCAGCGGCGAUCAGCCGCUGCUGGGCACCUGGAACCGUUCUACGGGACGCGGCUCGCAGGAUAACACGCUGGCCGGCGGCGGAGCCACCAGUUUGGCCAUGGGCGGCCACAACCAAUACGGUGGCAACUACUGCAACGGCACAGAUCGCUACCCGCGCUCCCGAUCGCAGCAACAAGGGCACCACAAUGCCGCUCAACAGGCGCACCAUCCCUACCAGCUGCAGCACUCGGCCUCCACGGUGUCGCACCACCCGCACGCACACGGUCCACCCUCGCAGGCUGGACCAGGUGGCCCCGGGCCACCCCACAGCGGACAUCCGCACCACCCGCAUCACGGUGGCGCCGGCAGCGGGGGCGGCAGUGGGGCCGGGGGUCACGGAGGGCAGCCGCACCACCAGAAACCACGGCGCACCGCAUCGCAACGGAUUCGAGCGGCAACGGCGGCCAGGAAACUGCACUUCGUGUUCGAUCCGGCGGGACGGCUGUGCUACUACUGGUCCAUGGUGGUCUCCAUGGCCUUCCUGUACAACUUCUGGGUGAUAAUCUACCGCUUCGCCUUCCAGGAGAUCAAUCGGCGCACGAUCGCCAUCUGGUUCUGCCUGGACUAUCUGUCCGAUUUCCUGUAUCUGAUCGACAUAUUGUUCCACUUUCGCACCGGAUACCUGGAGGAUGGGGUGCUGCAGACGGACGCACUCAAGCUGCGCACCCACUACAUGAACUCGACGAUCUUCUACAUCGACUGCCUGUGCCUGCUGCCGCUGGACUUUCUUUAUCUGUCCAUCGGCUUCAACUCGAUCCUGCGCAGCUUCCGGCUGGUGAAGAUCUACCGCUUCUGGGCGUUCAUGGAUCGCACCGAGCGGCACACGAACUACCCGAACCUGUUCCGGAGCACGGCCCUCAUUCACUACCUUCUUGUGAUAUUCCACUGGAACGGCUGUCUGUACCACAUCAUCCACAAGAACAAUGGCUUCGGGUCGCGCAACUGGGUCUACCACGACUCGGAGUCGGCGGACGUGGUGAAGCAGUAUCUGCAGAGCUACUACUGGUGCACCCUGGCGCUGACCACCAUCGGGGAUCUGCCCAAGCCGCGCUCCAAGGGAGAGUACGUAUUUGUGAUUCUGCAGCUGCUCUUCGGCCUGAUGCUCUUCGCCACGGUGUUGGGCCACGUGGCCAACAUUGUGACAUCAGUGAGUGCAGCACGCAAGGAGUUUCAAGCCAAGCUGGAUGGCGUGAAGACGUACAUGCGGAUGCGACGUGUGCCGAAUCAUCUGCAGGUGAAGGUCAUCAAAUGGUUCGAUUAUCUGUGGCUUACGCAAAAAUGCUCGGACGAGGAGCGCGCCGUGUCCUGUCUUCCUGAUAAAUUAAAGGCUGAAAUAGCAAUUAACGUCCAUUUAGAUACACUUAAGCGGGUGGAGAUUUUCCAAAACACCGAGGCCGGUUUCCUAUGCGAACUGGUCCUACGCCUGAGGCCCGUACUCUUCUCGCCCGGCGACUACAUCUGCAGAAAGGGCGAGGUGGGCAAGGAGAUGUACAUUGUGAAUCGAGGACGAUUGCAGGUGGUGGCCGACAAUGGAAAGACGGUGAUGGCCUCCCUGAAGGCUGGUUCCUAUUUUGGCGAGAUUAGUAUACUCAAUAUGGGCACCGCAGGUAAAGAACUUGGCAACCGACGCACAGCCAGCGUUCGCUCGGUGGGAUACAGCGACCUCUUCGUCCUGAGCAAGAAGGACAUGUGGGACGUGCUGAAGGAGUAUCCGGCGGCGCGUGUUCGUCUGGAGUCGAUAGCCGUCAAGCGAUUGGAGAAGUACAAGAAGGCCCCUCUGGAGAAAGUCAAAUACUUUAAUGUAGUUGCCAUGGGCCGCUGUCAAUCGACGCCGGGCCUAGUCGAGAGCUGUGGUCGCACCUCGCUGGAGGAGAUGUGGCUGCCACCGGCGGCAGUCACCGCAUCCUCGCUGAUGCAUCACCACCAGGCGCUCCACCAGCAGCAGCAGCAGCAGCAUCAAGCAGCCCAGCAGCAGCACCUGCCACAUCGACAGGAGUCUACGCAAACGUCCUCCCAGACGCAUGGAUACAGCCCACGCAGCUACGCCGAUCGCUUGGCUCGGGCCACUGACUCCCCCCGGUCGGUUAGCCCCAGUGCCCAUGGAUCCGAGGAACGACCCCGAAGUCGAACGACUUCGCAUCACUCAAUAAGACCCCAGUCCCAGCCCAGUCACACGGGUCACAUAUGCGAUUCCAGUUCGCAGCUGGAGUGCUAUGGCGCGGGUGUGGGCGGGGCCGGAGGUGGGACCACGCCCCUGCUGGGCUCCCACGAAGUUCUGGAGGAUGAGAUCAAGCGGUUGAGGGAACGACUUCAUACGGUGGAGUCUGAAAAUCAGGCCCUCAAUACGAAACUAUCUCAGCAGCAGUGGGAUUUGGAGAAUCGACUGGCCGAGAUCGAAAUGCAGAUCUGCGGAGUGUCGUCCACGUCCAGUGUGGAUCCCGAGAACGAGACGGAGGAGCUGGAACGGAACAGAGAGAGUAUCAUAUAACACGGGAGCGUGCUGCCCCAUCAGGCGAUCGGAGCAGCAGCAGCUAUACAGCAGCAGGACGAUCUGAAGAGCCAGGAGACGGCGGAUCCGGGGCGACCACUCGAAACUGAAGCGGGAACUCAGACCUGUGCCAAAUACUUCUCGCUUUAGGGAACAGUAUGGAUUAGGAAAGAGAUAGAGAGGGAGGGAGGACAGGGCGCCAGAUAACCCCAAGAUGUGCAAUUAAUAUCUCUUAUGAUCACGCGACACCAAAAGUAAAACAAAGCCUAAGUGGCACUGCCAAAGAAAAUUGUCUGUACAUAGAAAUUGAAGAAAUUCAGAUCAAAAUAUACGCUAAACUAUUGUAAUUGGUUAAGUUAUGCACGAGAGAUCGGAAAAGCUUUAAUAGAUUAUCCGAGAGAACUUUUUUCAGAAGCCCUAACAACUUGUUACCCAAAACACUUACACUUUUUCCAUGCUAAGCUCAGAAAUAGGAUACGAUUUACAUAGAUAUCAUUAGGCCUAGACGCUCUUCGCUCCUUUUAGUGGUUACUAAGCCAAACCGAAACGGGUACUCGAAUUCCCAUUGUAAAUACUUUCGCUCUAGGAACUUAAUUAGCAUUAUGGUCAAUGACAUUAGUAUGGAUCAUUCAAAAAAUAACUACAAGAUUACUUUAACUCAUGAGUGUAACAAAUGAAUCGUAUAUCUAUUGUAAUAUUUGCUAAUUGUAAUUUGAAAAACAAAAUUUACUAGAUGUGUAUAUGGGAAACGAUUUACUUUACAACUGAAAAUAAUGCAUAAACAAUUUAUGGACAACUAAGUGAAUAUUUGCAAAAUAUUUGUACUAUUGGAAAAGAACUGCCAGAGCAUACACCACACACUCGAAAAACUAUAUUAAUAAUAAUAAUAAACAAAACAAGAACUCAAAGAAAAAGCUAAAGACAUUUAACUAUUAAUAAAAAAAAUAUUAUUGAGUAGAUAUGUCAAAACAAAAACACACUUUUAAUGCAAUAUUAUAUUGAACUACUGUCGUAUAUAGUAUAUCUACAUUAUACAUGAUCUACAUUAUACUUGAUAUGGUAAAAAUUUAAAGGUCUAAAUGUAUUUAACUUUAGUUAGUUGCCCCAAAGCCAAAACCAAUGCUGAAGAUUGUAGUUGAGAACAAAAAAAAUAAAGAAUAAUUUAGGCAAGUGGGUUCUGUAGCAGAACACAGAAAGCAGUUAAGGAAUCCCCAUAAUAUGGGGGCUGCGAUAAGAAAGAAAUAAUUAAUUUAGCUGUAAUCCUAGUUAUACCUAGUUAUACCAUUAGAUGUGUACCAGAGAAGACCAAAAAAAGAUCGAAUCGCGAUCGAUUAUAAAAAUUGUUCAGUGUCAACUCCAAAAAUAUAGAAAGCCACAAACUGAGUUGAUAAGGAAAUCUAAUAAUUAUAUAGCUAACUUGAAUAAGAACCUUAACCUUACAGAACGAGCAGGCGUUUGAGCCAGGAUACGUUUGAGUAUCUGCCGAGAAUACGGAAACUGGAACGAAACUCAUUUCAUGCCAACAAUGAUAGGCCAAAAACCUAAACUCAAAUUUUGUUAGGAUUUUUCUUAGAUUUUUGUCAACGAGGUAAUCCUAUUUUCUAUUUUCUAGAAAAGAAAUAGAAGGAAAUUCUUUUUUAAUAUUUUUCAAUCUAAUUACUUUUCGGAAUAUCAUAUAACGGACUAAAAAUGAAUUAAUAAUUACAAUAAACAUUAAAUGGGGUUUCAUCUAAGACAAAAGCUUAUACCAAACAAGAAAAGUGUUAAACGAAAGCUAACGUAAACUUGCAAAAGUUUAUCGGAGUUUUUGAUUCCUUAGUUAGCCAAUUAUUGUCAAAGUUAAAGUUGAAUAAUAUAACUAAAUUAAAUUACAUUUUUAUGGCUUAUUAGCAUGCUUAUCACAGGACAGAGAGUCUGUCCCUUGUUAGACUUAUUCCUUCUUAUUUUUUUCAAUGUUUUCCGUUAGAGCGCGUAUAGACAUAUAUCUAUUUGUUAUUGAACGUAAAAUACAAGGAACUACAUCGAUUCGGUUGUGUUGUUGUCGCCAGGUGAAGCAGAAAUAAGUGGCGAGUUGGAAUGGCUUACAUAAUAAUAAUUUUAUUAAAUUAUUUGAUGCAUUAAGGUCUUUCAAACAAAAAAGGAAAACAAAACAAAACAAGAACAUUUAAAGCUUUAUUUUUACUAUAAAUUAAUUAAAUAAUUUAUAAGAAUUAAACAGUAAAUUCAGUAAAUUCAGCAUUGACUUCAUAGAGCAAACAAGACAAGAGAAUCAGUUUAGAUCUCAGAUCAUCGGGCAAAAAAGGCAUUUUUUAAACGGUCACUAUAAAUCAGAUCAGUUCAGACAAGGCCCCGAUUUGCAGCAGGUAAAUCGAGCUUAUCGUGCGAGAGUUUCAAAGCCGUUUACAUUGCUGAACCACUCUGAAUUCCGAAAAGGGUAAAAAAAUAACAAAUGGAAUUAUAAAGUAAAACGACAACAAAACCAGAAAGAAAAACUGAAAUACAAAUAAAAUCAAAACAAAACAAAAAAUUCUUAAUACAUGAAAA